Messenger RNA from Phyllopteryx taeniolatus (common seadragon), 3377 nucleotides. It is a transcript of the gene hif1ab, whose product is annotated as hypoxia inducible factor 1 subunit alpha b. NCBI's taxonomy places the organism in Eukaryota, Metazoa, Chordata, Actinopteri, Syngnathiformes, Syngnathidae. Gene Ontology annotation, molecular function: RNA polymerase II transcription regulatory region sequence-specific DNA binding; DNA-binding transcription factor activity, RNA polymerase II-specific; protein dimerization activity. Gene Ontology annotation, biological process: regulation of transcription by RNA polymerase II; cellular response to hypoxia. The record is from RefSeq and is a predicted model, not a curated record. Gene Ontology annotation, cellular component: cytoplasm; nucleus; transcription regulator complex. The coding region runs from base 302 to 2557 and encodes 751 amino acids. The transcript has 15 exons.
GUUGUGACAUACGAGGGGCGGAGGGGGAAGCUGGCGAGCGUUAGUUAGUGCCUGAGCUGAGCUGAGCUGAGCUGAGCUGAGCUAGUGGAGUAGUUUCAGCUUUACAGCGUGGCAAAAUGGCCUGCCUUUAAGCGCAGAGAAGACUUAUUUCCUCGCCAAAUACGCACGGCGCUAACUCAUACGAAAAGCACUUCAGGAGUAACGAGCCCAUAUCGGCAGGUGUUUGGCAUUAUUCGUCGACGGUGAAGGAGGCAGCUUGAUACGGAUCGAGCGACACAACUCCGGGUCCUUCGGUCCUGAAAUGGACACAGGAAUUGUACCUGAAAAGAAACGGGUGAGCUCGGAGAGAAGGAAGGAGAAGUCAAGGGAUGCGGCGCGAUGUCGGCGCGGGAAGGAGUCGGAGGUGUUUUACGAACUCGCCGAACAGCUGCCGUUGCCUCACAGUGUCAGCUCCAGCUUAGACAAGGCGUCCGUCAUGAGGCUCACAAUCAGCUACCUGCGCAUGAGGAAAUUGCUUGGCACUGAUGAGCUGAAAGCAGAGGAAGAGAGCGAGUUGGACACACAGUUGAACAGCUCCUAUUUAAAAGCUCUGGAGGGCUUUCUCAUGGUGUUGUCAGAAGAUGGCGAUAUCAUUUAUCUCUCCGAGAAUGUUAACAAGUGCCUUGGCCUGGCACAGUUUGACUUGACUGGACACAGCGUGUAUGACUUCACACACCCUUGUGACCAGGAGGAGCUGAGGGAGAUGCUGGUUCACAGAACAGGCUCCAAAAAGGCAAAGGAACCAAACACAGAGCGCACCUUCUUCCUUCGAAUGAAGUGCACACUCACUAGCCGGGGCCGCACUGUCAAUGUCAAGUCUGCUACAUGGAAGGUGCUCCACUGCGCCGGCCACGUGCGCUUACACAGUGGCCUCAACGAGCAGACUGCCGAGGAGCCGCGGGUUCCUUAUCUGGUGUUGAUCUGUGAUCCUAUUCCACACCCUUCCAACAUUGAGGUCCCUCUGGAUGCCAAGACGUUUCUCAGUCGCCACACAAUGGAUAUGAAGUUCACAUAUUGUGAUGAGAGAAUUACUGAGCUUUUGGGAUAUGAGCCGGAGGACCUGUUGGAUCGUUCUGUGUACGAGUACUAUCACGCUCUCGACUCAGACCACCUCACCAAGACUCAUCACAACUUGUUUGCAAAAGGCCAGGUUAGCACAGGCCAAUACCGGAUGCUGGCCAAGAGAGGAGGGUUUGUGUGGGUGGAGACACAAGCAACUGUCAUCUACAAUAAUAAGAACUCUCAGCCACAAUGUGUGGUCUGUGUCAACUUUGUUCUCAGCGGCAUCCAGGAAGAGAAACUGAUCUUGUCUCUGGAGCAGACAGAAGAUGUCAAGCCUGUAAAAGAGGAGCAGCAGGAUGACCAAAAGCUUGCUGUGGAGAACUGCCCACUGGAGAAGUCGCCAACCCUGCUGAAAAAGAAGGAGAAAGAGGAGGAAAAGGCCGCGGAGCUGGACGUCAUCGAGCUGUUUACUCAAACGCCUGAGCCGAAGCCAGUGACCAGCUUGUAUGAUCAGCUGAAGGAAGAGCCCGAGGCCCUGACUCUGCUGGCCCCAGCGGCUGGAGACACCAUCAUCUCCCUGGACUUCACCUGCCCUGAUUCUGACAUUCAGCUGCUGAAGGACGUGCCUCUCUACAAUGACGUGAUGCUUCCCGCCACGAGUGAAAAGCUGGCAUUGCCUCUUUCCCCUCUGCCGCCCAGUGAGCCCCUCGCUGUCGAUGUCGCCGCUGUGAACGGGAAAAGGGAAAACUAUGCCGGACCCGCAGCCACGUCAACAACCAGCCACAGCACAGCAGAGGUUACUCCUCCUCCGGAUUUUUGCUUAACCAUGGACCCGGACAUCUCUGACUUCAAACUAGACUUAGUGGAGAAGCUUUUUGCCAUUGAUACACAACCCAAGACCCCCUUUACCACACAGACAAUGGAGGACUUGGACCUGGAGAUGUUGGCUCCCUACAUCCCCAUGGAUGACGACUUCCAGCUGCGCAGUGUGAGCCCCGAACGGCCGCUGUCUUGCGGACCUGUCAAAUCCCUCGAGAACUCCCCUGCCCCCGCCGCGCAGGAUCUCCAUAACUAUCUCGGCCUGCCUGUCAGUACGCCAGGUGGUGGCAGCACUUCCCCGGCACCACCCGAGCCAGUUUCUGCUUCCCCUGUCUUCAUUAAGAGAACACCACAAUUGGACAAGGAAGUGUCCCUCCGCACCCUGGCAGCUCAAAAUGCACAGCGCAAAAGAAAACUGGAUGACAUAGGAGAAAUUGUUGGCCAGGGAACUUUGCCCAGGGAAAAUGUGGAACAAGGGAAAAAACUGAAGGCUGAGUUGGGCACAAUCCAAACUGUACUUCUGCUGCCUUCAGAUUUGGCGAGUUGCCUGUUAGGCACCACAUCAGAGGCCACCUCGUCACUGUUGAACCUGCCGCAGCUCACCCGCUACGACUGCGAGGUCAACGCCCCCUUGCAGGGCCGGCAGUAUUUGCUGCAGGGGGAGGAGCUUCUGCGUGCGUUGGACCACACCAACUGAGUCCGCUUUGGGGGCUCGACUGGACACUACGGUUUCUCCUCUCCUCUUAUUUAUGUAUCUAAAUACGUCCACCUCCGGUUUGGCUGCCGUUUGCGCACAUCAUAUUAAGUCCAUAGCAUUCCACUGUGGCAAACGCCAUAGCGGCGUCUCCGUCACCAUGAGGGAUUCCGGUAUCACGACUUUCCAGUUUGUUGAUGCUCCUUGUUUCCAUUUCUCUCGUCCUCUGAGUCUCUCAGAUGACCUUUUCCAGCAGGUCACCAAGAACCUGGCGCAACUGCCAGCAGCGUAUUGUAAGCUUCAGUCGCACAAUUUCUAUUUUCUUAAAAAGAAAACUAUUACCAGCAAUAUAUAUUAAGCCUUUUUAAACUAGAUGAUUUGAACAGUUUUAUUUUUUGUUCCCAUGCUUGUAUGUCUUAACAUCUGUAGUCCACAAAUAUGAACGUUUAAACCUCCAAUUCUUUAGUCUUUGAAUACAUUUGUGUAGCAGUCCAGUACAUCAGUCACUUUACGACUUUACUGUACGCGUUAUUGUAUACCAGCGAAAUUCACGCUGUAUGGCUUCUGUCAAAAUGAAAUAAGUCACCUGGUUUGCUUCGCUUCACAUUGCUUUUUCUCAAUCAAGCGCAGCCUGGGUGUUUUUUAGUGUGUGACACUUAAAAUGGAAAUAAGAGGGAUCUGAGCCUGCUGCAUUUGACUAAUGUGAUCAUAACUACAUUGAUUUGUCCAACAUCGCUCAGUUGAUUGUAGUCGACCUGUGAUCAAGUAAUCAAUCGUACCAUGCUUCUUGUUGCUGUCUUAACAUUAAAUGGCUGUCUUCUAA